Messenger RNA from Aaosphaeria arxii CBS 175.79, 1143 nucleotides. RefSeq lists its product as uncharacterized. The record is from RefSeq and is a predicted model, not a curated record. The transcript is spliced from 5 exons. NCBI's taxonomy places the organism in Eukaryota, Fungi, Ascomycota, Dothideomycetes, Pleosporales. Bases 1 to 1143 code for a protein of 380 amino acids.
AUGUCUUGGCCACGCUACAUUGCUAAGGCUACGUCAGACAGAGACAGAGAGGAAAUACUGAACGACCGAUUCAGUAUCCCAGGAGAGUUUCGUCCCGAUCACCGGGAUGUGGCAGUACUUCGUCUUACUAGCGAGCAUUCGGACCCGCAGAAUCAAUCAAAACUUGAGCUGAUGACUCUGGACUCCUCCCAGGCUUCGGAAUUUCAUGCUCUACUCAAGCUUGAGGACGUGUCUCAAUUCGUAUUCUUUUUCCAACCAAACUCUUUCCAACGACUGGACAUCACGAAAGAUGAGUUUCAAAAAUAUGAUGAUGCCAUGCAUCCUUUCGAACCACUAUCGCGGCUCCUGAAUUCCUUCGGUCAUACGAACUUUGACAACGAAUUCCAACACCCUAAGCUUGCUUCAGAAGGCCACAAAGCCGCUGUGACCGAUUUCACAGAUUACUUUAGAAACUGCGGAUUUUAUCCUGAUUUGAAGGGUCGCCAAACGCUCCUGAGAUAUGAAGAGCAGAUGACUGAAGCCCAAGUCGUUCUUUCUGGGUUAUUGAAUACUGUGCAAGAAAUCACGAGAUUGUUCAUCGAAUCUAACUCUGACCCUUGCAAGGCCCUACUAGAAGAUUUCCACCAGGCUGAGGCAGAAAUAAAAUUACAGCUGGACAGGUCGGUGCUAUUAAGACAAAAUCUCUCAAGUGUUAUUGCAUUGUUUGACCAGUUUAUGGCUUACGAAAUGGCGUGGAAUAUGCGAGACGCAACGAACGAAGCGCGUGAGGAAAGUAAAUCCAUGCGCUUUCUCACGGUAAAAGUCCCAGCUUGUUUAGACGUAACGACAGGGUGUAAUCUGCCCCAGGAGAGAAGCAUGCUCGACGCGUCGGCCAUGAAAGCCUUGACUGUCAUUAGCUUGAUAUAUCUUCCGACUACAAUUGUCGCGAACUUCUUUUCAACAAGUUUUGUACAGACGAGCGAGAACGGACAUAUGCAAGUCACAUCAAAUGCUUGGAUCCUUGCUGCGAUAAGCGCACCUUUGACAGCAGCAACUAUCGCUUUGUGGGCGGCCUGGGUAAAAUUCACUCAAAACACUGAAAGGGAAGGGGACCAAAAUGAAGACAACAGUCUUUAUGUCUCGCAUGAGACCGGUCAUGCCUAG